This is a messenger RNA of Oncorhynchus nerka (sockeye salmon), 2570 nucleotides long. Its product is annotated as retinoblastoma-like protein 2. Gene Ontology annotation, molecular function: RNA polymerase II transcription regulatory region sequence-specific DNA binding. Lineage: Eukaryota; Metazoa; Chordata; Actinopteri; Salmoniformes; Salmonidae. The record is from RefSeq and is a predicted model, not a curated record. Bases 210 to 2210 code for a protein of 666 amino acids. Gene Ontology annotation, cellular component: transcription regulator complex; nucleus; chromatin. The transcript has 14 exons. Gene Ontology annotation, biological process: cell differentiation; regulation of transcription by RNA polymerase II; negative regulation of G1/S transition of mitotic cell cycle.
UCUGUGCUGCUCUGAUGCUCACCCACACACCCACAGCUGUUCAGCCUGGCUAGUCCCACAGAGAGAGAAGCAGAGAGGCAGUGUGUCUCCAAGCCUCUAGAAAACAGAAUCAGAUCCUUCUCACGAGCCUCUGUGUCCACUGCUACUCCACUGACUGACACAGAGCUAUACUCUACCAGCGGAGGUGCUGUGAGCGGCUGGAGGUCGUCAUGGCAACCCAGAGACAUGUACCCAGUGACAGUCUGGCUAGAACAUUCAGGUCCUGUGCCAGAAACCCUAGUGAGGUCAUCUCCACUAGACUGAGAAACAUGCUCCACACCUUCAUCCAGCACUACCAGGAACCAUGGGAAGAGAACCGCAGCCUAGACAGAGAGAGAGGAGUGAAGUUCUCCAGCCAGACAGAGGCUUUGUACUACAGGGUUCUAGAGGCUGUCAUCAAUCAGGAGAGGAAGAGGCUGGGAUACAAAGACCUUUCAGGCAUUCUGGAGCAUGAUCUGUUCCAGCGCUCUCUAGUGGCCUGUUGUCUGGAGAUGGUAAUCUUCUCCCAUCAGCCACCAGGCAGCUUCCCCCUGGUCAUUGACAUCUUUAGCCUAGCGCCAUACGACUUCUACAAGGUGAUAGAGCUGGUGCUGCGGGCUGAGGAGGGCUUGCUGCCGGGUGUGGUCAGGCAUCUGACCCAUAUAGAGGAGCAGGUCCUGGAGAGUCUGGCCUGGAGGAGAGACUCACCACUCUGGGACCAGAUCAGAGCUGCUAAGGGUCAGGGACAGCUGCCUGCAUACCAUCAGGUGAUGCUCCCCCAAUACUUAGAGGACACAGACAAGAUGGCCAAGAUCCCUCCCAACCCUUCACACUUGACCCCAAGCCUUGUGAAUGGGAUCCAUGGAAUUGACCUGAACUCCCCGAUUACCCACCAUGAACGCUACAGCUCACCCCCUGCUGGCUCAAAGAUGGCCGCUUGCCCUACCACACCAGUCAGCCCAUCCCAGUCCUCCUCUGUCAUUGUUACUGGACAGACUGUAGUCACCAUGGCAUCAGCCACUGUCACCACCAACAAUGGCCAGUCAGUCAGCAUACCGGUUCGAGGCAUUGCCAACGACCGGGGAGCCAUCACAUUUACCCUCAGUGUUGUAGGUCAGCCCAUUCCUCCACAGCAAGUCUCCAGCACCUCUACCCAGCAGCCCCAGAACCCUCUACCCUCUACCCAGAGUAAGGGCUCCAUCUCACUGUUCCUCCGCAAGGUCUACCACCUGGUGAGCAUGCGUCUGAGGGACAUCUGUGUUAAACUGGACAUCUGUGAGGCGCUGCGGCUGAAGAUCUGGACCUGCGUUGAACACUCCUUGGUCCACUGCACUGACCUCAUGCUAGACCGACACCUGGACCAAAUACUCAUGUGUGCCAUCUAUGUCAUGGCCAAGGUAACCAAAGUGGACAUGCCCUUCAAGCUCAUCAUGCAGUGCUACAAGACUCAGCCUCAAGCAAGCAACUGUUCUGUAUUGUCCUUCUGUCAGGUAUUCAGAAGUGUUCUGAUCUCAGGGAGAAACACCAAGACCUCACAAAACUCUCCUGGAGGAUCCAACAGAGAAAACAAAGAUGUAGACCCCAGCAGUAGCUUGCUUACCUACCAGAGCCCUCCCACCCAUCCUACAGGACCCAGAGCUCCCUGUAGACCGGACCAGGAGGAGAGAGGACACCUCAUCUAUUUCUACAACACCGUCUAUGUCAAACAGAUGAAGGACUUUGCCCUGCGCUACACCUCCAGCUCUCUGACCAUAGCCGGGGUUGAAACCCCUCCCCUUUCGCCAUACCCCUUCCAGAGUGUUGGAUCCUUGCGCAGACUCCGCCCCUCCAACCACCAUUCCCUCUACAUCUCCCCCCACAAGCCCAGCACACACCCCUCCCCCCGCACUGGGUUCCUCUACUACGUCAGCAGAAGCCCCUCAAAGCGUCUGAGAGAGAUCAAUGACAUGAUGAGGACAUUUCAGUCACGCACCAGGAAGCGCUGUGCAGCCCAGCUGCAGGAGGACGGUGAGGAGGAGGGUGGGCCGCUUGUGAAGAGGCCCUGUCAGGAUAGACCGUCAGAUUGGCAGAGAAAGCUCAGGGACCUCGGCCAGGACUUCAACCAGGCACUGACCAGGGCCCAGAACCAGCAACAAUCCCAGACCAGGGCCAAGGCACAGCACCAAGCAACAGCACACAAGGGGACACAUUGAUGACAUCUCACUUUCGUUGACUUACCGUCAUGCUUCAUACUUCCAUCAUCAGUGUCUGUGGUCCAUAUUCUUCCAAUGAGUGUAGACCUGCAAGGAGAAUGGAUGAUGUGGAUCUACAAUGUUAGAAAGAAUUGGCAUCAUUAGCACUCAGUGAAGUUCUCUUAGCAAGCAAUGUUCAUGAUUAGAAAAGCUGAUUUGUAAUAAUAAUUAGGGUAUUGUAAUAAUCUGAGGGUAACUAGGGCUCUGUAUCAAAUAUCAUAUUAUACAUAUCAUAUGCAGUAUAUAUUUCAACAUUUUAGUCCUCUGUGAACCAUGUCCUAGUUACCUAAGGAAGCAGUAAAGGAUUUGUGUUGAUACUGA